This is a messenger RNA of Eriocheir sinensis (Chinese mitten crab), 2021 nucleotides long. Its product is annotated as aprataxin and PNK-like factor. Gene Ontology annotation, biological process: RNA 5'-cap (guanine-N7)-methylation; double-strand break repair. Gene Ontology annotation, cellular component: site of double-strand break; nucleus. NCBI's taxonomy places the organism in Eukaryota, Metazoa, Arthropoda, Malacostraca, Decapoda, Varunidae. Bases 173 to 1615 code for a protein of 480 amino acids. The transcript is spliced from 7 exons. The record is from RefSeq and is a predicted model, not a curated record. Gene Ontology annotation, molecular function: 3'-5' exonuclease activity; DNA-(apurinic or apyrimidinic site) endonuclease activity; RNA binding.
CAUGUGACAUUUGGGAGCCGUUGGAAAGGCGACAAACAGAUAAGUGAAGGAGGAGGAAUUUCUCACACUAACCAGCCCGCCAAAACCACUGAAGAAAAAAGACAAAAAAGAAGGAAACACUGCAGGAGAAGAAGAAAAGGAAGACAUAACCGUGAGCUCAGAGAGUGGCAGAAUGGCAGAAGAGGAUACUGUGAGCUUUGACCCCGAGCUUCUGUCUGAGUUAGAGGAGAAGGCCGCUUCUCGCUACACAGAGGAUGAUGCUGACUUCAUAGCACACUUCAACAAGGGAAUGGCAAAACCACCGAUAUUGCCGGCAGAGAGAUUUGACCGCAACCGGCAACGCAGAGGCAACUUCCGACACCAAGACCAGCGUCGGGAAGGGCAUUACAGGGACCAGCGGAGGGACUACCAUGACCGCCGACAAGGGAACUUCGGGGGUAACUCCAGAAAUUACCAUGACGACAGACGGGAUGAUAGGCGAGACUACAGACCCGAGCGAAGGAGUGAUGAGUACCAUAAGAGGGAUCAUGACAGUGAAAAAUAUUCGUCCGAGAAAGAAGUGGAAAUGGAGGAAGAAAUGGAGGGAAAGGAAGACGAGGAGAAUGCUAGACGUGAUGAAGAAGCAGAGCAGCAGGAGGUGGAGGAGAAGGAGGAAGAGGGAAUGAAUGGCAACAUGGACCAGACCCCAAUCAAUAAGACAGCAUCGAGGAAGAGAGACAGAGAAGGAGAGGACUCAGCAGACGAGUGUUCUGUGGGGAAGAUGGAGGAGGAGGGGGGUGACAUGCUUAACCCAAGUAUGGCAAGCCAGGGGAAGGGUGAAGCAGCUCCCAACCCCACCAGUCAGGCCAAGAGGUCUUACCCCUCACCAAGGAAGCAGAAGGGAGAACGGACCACUCUCCACCAAAUAAGUGAUGAAAGUAGUGAAGAGGAGGAACAGAAUGACCCUACUGCUGCUAAUCCUACGUCAGGCCCUUCCUCACCUCACAACCCAGUAUGCAUUCAAAUGAGUGAAUCGGAGGAGGAUUUGGAGGAGGAGGAGGAGAGGGGUUUAGGAAGAGCCACUGAACCACCAUCCUCUGCUGCUCCUGCCUCCUCUUCCCCACUCCCCCAGACAGACAACCCUUCUCCUGCAGCCCCCAGACCUUCCUGUCCGUAUGGUGCAAGAUGUUACAGGAAGAACUCACUCCACAAGCAGAGUGAGGCACACCCCGGGGACGACGACUACCAAUCCCCCAGCCAGUCCCCGAGCCAUUCCCCCAGCAGUGACGACUCUCAGCCUGAGUGUGAGUACGGGGUGAACUGUUACCGCCAGAACCCUCAACAUCGCAGGAAGUACAAGCACACCAGAGUACCCCAGCCACGGCGCAGAGCAAAGGGCAAAGCAAGGCAGAAGAUGGGAACACAAGCAGGAAGAGGUGGCGGCGGUGGUGAUGACGACGAUGAGGAUGACUAUGACUUGGAUGAUCCCUUCCUCAAUGACAGCAGCUCGGAUGACUAUGCCCCCACGGAUGACUCGUCUGAUUCGGGUACAGAACUCAGCCAAGAAACGCAGGAGGAGGAUGACACAAAGAGGAUGCUGAAAGAGGCAAAGAAAUUUAUGAAGAAGAGGAAGUAAGAAUGAGGAUGGUAAAAGAAGGGUGCUCAUCUGUGGUGGGAAGGAACCCGAGGAACACAGCCCUGGCCAUUUAGACAUGUGGGAUACCAGUUUAUCUUUCCCUGGUUUCCCCAAGUGCCCUUUUAUUGACCCGUUCAAAUGGGAGGAUGAACAGCUGGGUGGGUGGUGCGACGUGUGCCCAAGCUAAGAUCAAACCCAGGUCACCCGCCACACUAAGGAGGCAUUCGUUUUGCAAUGUACAUCCUCAUAUAUUUGUGCCUUACUCUCAUGCAGUAUAUUUAGCCAUAAUACACUCCAGGUCCACAGCCAAGACCAAAGUUGCCAUCCAAUACAAUCAGUUCAACAAAAAAUAUAACAAAAUCAUAAUAUAAAAAUUAUAAAUAUAAACAAUAGAAAAUUAGACUAU